AUGCAUGAAAGCAACGCCCCAGAAGUUGUCAAUGGAACAGAGAAAGCAGAGUACGAUGUUCUCAUUAUUGGGGCGGGAAUGUCAGGCAUCUUCUCUAUUAUCCGCAUGAAAGAGCUUGGGCUACGAACGAAGGUGAUCGAGAGAGGGUCCGGCGCAGGUGGAGUUUGGUACUGGAAUCGCUAUCCUGGAGCGCGCUUCGAUUGUGAGAGCUAUAUAUACGGAUUUACCUUUGAUCAAAAGAUUCUGGACGGCUGGGACUGGAAGGAACACUUUUCGGCACAAAAAGACACAGAAGAAUAUAUCAACUACUUGGUUGAUCAGACUGGAAUUCAGGACGCCUUCCAAUUUAAUACGGAAAUCAAGUCAGCCCAUUGGCAAGAAUCUUCCAGAUUCUGGCUGCUGACAGAUACCACCGGGCAUACUUACACGUCUCGACUUUUGAUCAAUGCCCUCGGACCCUUGACUGCUCAUACCCUGCCAAAUAUCCCAGGUGUGAAUGACUUUAAAGGUCUAGCAUGCCACAGCUCACGAUGGCCAAAGGAAGAAGUGAGCUUUGAGGGCAAAAGGGUGGGCCUUAUUGGAACAGGGGCCACCGGCGUCCAGAUCGCUCAGGAGGUCGCAAAGACGGCGAAGCAUUUCACGAUAUUCCAACGCACUGCCAACUGGGCCGUUCCCAUGCACAACAAGGCUCUUUCGGCUGAAGAUAUGGCUGAUAUUCGAAGGAGGUACGCAGAGAUUCAUGCUGCCUGUAAAUCAAGUCCUCAGGGUUUUCAUUUCGGACCGGACCCACGCAAUACUUUUGACGUUCCGAAAGAAGAACGGGAAGCGUUCUGGGAAUCUCUAUACAGCCAACCUGGACUAGUUAAAUGGGUUGGAAACUUCAAGGAUCUUUAUCGAAACCAAGCGGCGAAUGAUGAAUACAGCGCGUGGGUGGCCAACAAAAUUCGGCAGCGCGUCAAUAAUCCCGCUACGGCCGAAAAGUUGAUUCCCAAGAGUCACGGAUUUGGCACGCGCAGAGUUUCUCUCGAGACGAAUUACUUCGAAAUCUACAAUCAGGAAAAUGUACGACUGAUUGAUCUCAAGGCGACUCCAAUAGAGAAAAUUACGGAGAAAGGGAUCAAGACCAGCGAGGAGGAUCUCGAGUUUGAUAUUUUGAUUUACGCCACUGGCUUUAACCCUGUCAUCGGUGCAUAUGAGGAUAUCGAUUAUCAAGGCGAGAACUGCUUGGAAUUGAGAGAAAAAUGGGCAGACGGACCCAAAAGCUAUCUCGGAUUGAAUGUCUCGGGUUUUCCAAACAUGUUCACCGUGCUCGGACCCCAUCACGCCGCCGGAAAUCUUCCUAACUCUAUUGAGUCUGCUGUUAACUGGGUUCACCGACUUAUCAAAUACAUGUCGGAAAGGGGUAUCACCUACGAAAUGGCGGACGAGGAAGGCGAGCUCAAGUGGACGAAACAUUGCAAUGAAGUCGGAAAAGGUCUUUUGGCUCUCAAUGUCGACUCCUGGCAGACCGGCGUCAACUACAAUGUGCCCGGAAAGCAGAAAAGGACAAUCCCUCGAUACUUUGGCACUAACAUCCAAGUUCGCCAGUGGUGUUCGGAUGAGGAAAGCCGGGGCUAUCCGCAUUUCAAGUUUAGUGAAUAA
Molecule: messenger RNA, 1641 nt
Organism: Penicillium egyptiacum
Lineage: Eukaryota; Fungi; Ascomycota; Eurotiomycetes; Eurotiales; Aspergillaceae
Source: the annotation of a GenBank genome assembly